Molecule: messenger RNA, 1974 nt
Organism: Morus notabilis
Lineage: Eukaryota; Viridiplantae; Streptophyta; Magnoliopsida; Rosales; Moraceae
Product: probable serine/threonine-protein kinase PIX13
Exons: 6
Coding region: 384-1637 (417 amino acids)
Biological process (GO): protein phosphorylation
Molecular function (GO): ATP binding; protein kinase activity
Source: RefSeq, a predicted model, not a curated record
AAAAAACGUAUUUACAGGAAAGAGAGGAGAGAAAAAGGCCAAAGGCUGUAGCUGCUUUGUUCGGAUAGUGGGAAGAUAACAUGGAGGAACGCAAAGUCAAGGAAAGUUAAAUGUAGCAGAGAGAGAGAGAGAAGAGAGAGAGACCCAUUAUAGUAUUAUUAUUUUUGGGCUGAAAAAUUCAAAGCAGAGCAUUUAUCUUCAUCAUCUCAUCUACUUCUAUAGAAGAGAAAAAAAUAAAGGUCCUCUCUUUUGCUGUUUCUGCUUUGGACCUGAAUAGUGAAAAGGCUUUUCUUUUCUCUUUCGUUGUUUGAGUGAGAUCCAACGAGAGAGAGGGGGAGAGAGGAGAGAAAGAGAGAUAAAGAGGAGAGAGAGAGAGAGAUAAGAUGGGAAAUUGCUUGGGCUCUCCAGCUGAUAACUUGGCCACACCAAGUACUACUGGCUAUCUCAGCAAUGGGAUAUCCCAGACGACGAGUAAUACGACAUCCUCAGGAAGCAGCAUCUCUCGGAACAGUAGAUUCUCUGUGGCGAGCUGUGAUGAGAAUUACCCAAAUGGGCAAAUUCUGCCCACGCCAAACUUGAGGAUUUUCUCUUUUGCGGAGCUGAAGACUGCUACCAAAAACUUCAGAGCUGAUACGGUGCUCGGCGAGGGAGGAUUUGGAAAAGUCUAUAAAGGCUGGCUUGAUGACAAAGGUCCCGGGAAAAGCGGAAACAGCAUGGUAAUCGCCGUCAAGAAGUUGAAUUCCGAGAGCUUGCAAGGAUUUGAGGAGUGGCAGUCAGAGGUUAAUUUCUUAGGCCGGCUUUCCCAUCCCAACCUUGUAAAGUUGUUGGGAUACUGUUGGGAGGAUAAAGAACUGUUGCUUGUAUACGAAUUCAUGCAAAAAGGCAGCUUGGAAAACCAUCUAUUUGGAAGGGGCUCUGUUGUUCAGCCGCUUUCAUGGGACUUGCGGCUUAAAAUUUCAAUUGGAGCAGCUCGAGGCCUGGCAUUCCUUCACACAUCAGAAAAGCAAGUUAUUUACAGAGAUUUUAAAGCUUCGAAUAUACUUCUUGAUGGGUCUUAUACUGCCAAGAUUUCGGACUUUGGCUUGGCUAAAAUGGGGCCUUCAGCUAGUCAAUCCCAUGUGACCACUCGGGUAAUGGGUACUUAUGGUUAUGCUGCUCCUGAGUAUGUUGCCACAGGGCAUUUGUAUGUAAAGAGCGACGUUUACGGAUUCGGUGUUGUUUUGGUUGAGAUCCUGACAGGCUUGCGAGCGCUUGAUACUAAUCGCCCCAGUGGGAAACAUAAUUUGGUCGAUUGGAUAAAACCAUACUUGUCAGAUAAAAGGAAGUUGAAAAAUAUUAUGGACUCUCGGUUGGAGGGUAAAUACCCGUCUAAAGCUGCAUCCCAUAUAGCUCACCUUGCACUAAAAUGCAUAGAAUCUGAACACAAGCAUCGACCCUCUAUGAAAGAGGUUGUCGAUACAUUGGAACGCAUUGAAGCUUCUAAUGAAAAGCCUAGGGAGCCGAGGAGUCGUUCCAUCCGUUCCACUCGGCCCACGGCUGUGCGUCGACAAGGCCAACAGCCCGUGCACCAUCAUUCCCCGCUUCACCCGAGGGUUGACGAAGGUAGAGCCUACCAACACACACCAAGAGUUAGGUAAAUCUUAAAUAGGACUGCUUGUCAAGAAAUGCAGGUGUUUGUGCCAAAUGACAUAAGCUGCUUUUAAGCAAGCAUUUUGCUCUUAUGAUCUCUUGAGAAAAUAUUCCCAUAUCUUCAUUUAUGUUCUUUUGUGGAGUUGGAAGUGAUAAUUAGUUUGUGAUUGUAAUCGUCUCCUGUGCUAAACAUGUGUCUUAAUCAGUGAAUCUGUAAUUACUUGAAUGGUUUUUAGUGACGUGACGUCUGCAUUCUGUUGAGAGACGGAAGUCAAUAAUGCAUUUGCCUUUGUUGUAGAGCAAUUAGCGGUCACACAAUUACGAUACUUAUUUCUUGCUUUUAAA